GAGAAGAGCCCGGCGCGCCUGCGUAGUCGGAGCCGCAGUGUGCGCGCGUGCCUGCUGGCUGUUUCUUUUUUGUCGUGGGCUUUCUGUUUGCGGCGCAACGCGGUUUGUUUCUCCUGACGACAGGAGCCUGCACACGUGUUCUCGAUUCCGUGUUGUUACGAUUCCUCAUUUGUUAUUUUAUUGUUCGUGCGUGUCCGAAAUUGUGUGAGUGCUUGAGUGGCGUUAGGGGGUGUUGAAAAAGGUGAUACAGAAACCGACGCCUUUCGUGGCGGCGUGCGAUCGUCGACAACGUCGUUCCUGGAGAACAACAUCGAAGUUCAGUGGAUUUUACGACACGACGACGUAAUGCCCAGGACGGCGUAAAGAAGAAACAAGAAAAUGAAGUAUUACCCUCCUUGUUGUUCAUCGACGACGCGCUUGCACCUGACCUCAAACUCGACUGAGCUGGAGCUCCCGGGAUCGCGGCGCCAGCGCUGCGCCACGCUAGGAUUUUGAUCGAACAUUUUGACGGGCGCCGGCGUAACUGCGGCCUGUCGCGGCCCGUGGGCUCUAGCAGCGGUGCUGGCACGGUCAUGAAGGCGGUCGCCAUGGAGACCGUCGAUGACACCGUGACCACGGAAGACCAGCUGGUGCCGCUGCAGGUCUUUGUGCCGGACCUUGUCAUUCAGAAAUGCUUCCACGUGCAGAAGGAUGAGCUGAUAUGGGACAUCAAGCAGCAUAUCAUCUCUUCGCUGCCUAAGGAGGUGAAGGAAGGAUUCAACUACGGUCUCUACUGCCCUCCGGUGAACGGCAAAGCCGGCAAGUUUUUGGACGAAGAGCGGCCCAUCGCUGACUACCCUCUCUCCGACGCUGUCGCCUAUCUAGAGUUACGCUACAAGCGGCGAGUCUACAAGAUGAUCAACGUAGAAGAGAAGCAAAUCAAGCAGCUGCACACGCGAGCCAACUUGCGUCGGAUGCUGGAUCACGUGACCAACUCUAACGUGGACAAGAUCAGCAAGCUCUGCACCCGGGGCCUGGACCCGAACUUCCACUGCCCUGACACGGGAGCAGAGACCCCGCUGACGCUGGCUGCGGGCCUGAAGAGCCCUAGCAAGGUGAUCAUCGCGCUGGUGAAUGGCGGGGCGCUCCUGGACUACCGCACUAAGGACGGCAGGACGGCCCUGCAUCGCGCCGUCGAGAAGAACAACCUGGAGGCACUCAAGACUCUCCUGGACCUGGGCGCAUCGCCCAACUACAAGGACGCCCGAGGAUUGACGCCGCUCUACUACACGGUGCUGUGGAACGCCGACCCGCAGCUCGCCGAGACGCUGCUGCACGACCACGCUACGCUGGGGGUCGCCGAUCCGCAGGGCUGGCAAGAGGUGCACCAGGCGUGCAAGCACGGCCUGGUCCAGCACCUGGAGCAGCUUCUGUUCUACGGGGCGGACAUGAACGCGCGCAACGCGAGCGGCAACACACCGCUGCACGUGUGCGCCGUCAACGACCGGGAGAGCUGCGCAAGGGUGCUGCUGUUCCGGGGGGCCGACCCGGCCGCCCUCAACUACGCCAACCAGAACCCUUACCAGGUCGCCGUCAUCGCGGGCAAUCUCGCCCUCGCCGACGUCAUCAAGAAUCACAAGCCCGAGGACGUUGUGCCGUACCGCGAACCGCCGACGUACAACCCUCGCCGGAGAGCCAGCAGCGCCGCCCUGAGUCGCACGCACAGCGACCCGAGGCUGGAGCUUGUGGUGCUGGGCGCCAAGCCGCCGUCGCCGUGCCCGUCCAAUCGGUCGCUGCCCCCGUUCUCAUCGGCCGCGUCUACUGCGUCCGAGGCCUCAUCCAUGGCCUCGUCUUCGCACGCGAACGACUCCGAGGGCAGCUCGGGCACGGCGGCCUCUUCGGCCACCGACAAGAGUGCCACAAGCGAAUCAUCGGGUGUCUGUACGAGCAACAGCGCGCACAGCUGUGACUCGAGCACGGACAGUUCGGACACGCCCGAAGUGAUCACGGUCGGAACAACGUGCGUCUGCGUCACCGAGUACCAGAGUCCACUCCAGGGUCACCUCUCCCUCAACUGCGGUGACAUUGUCCAAGUCACCGAGGUGAGCGACACCGGCAUGUUGGAAGGCCGGACGCGAGAUGGACGCCAGGGAAUGUUCCCCAGUGCCGCCGUGCAAGAGGUCAAGAUGAGGGGCAGUACGUCGUCUCAGGGACGGGUCAGAGGUCGCCGAGAGAUGCAGUCCACAUCGGGGGCUGCGACGCUGCCACGGCGGUGGAGAAUGUACGGCGAACCACGUACAGUGGUAUUGCAGAAGAGCAAAAAAGGCUUCGGGUUUGUCCUUAGAGGAGCCAAAGCCACGAGUCCACUGAUGGAGCGGCUGCCAACGGAAAACUGGCCGAGCUUACAGUACUUGGAUGACGUGGACCAAGGUGGUGUUGCGGACCUUGCUGGCCUCAAGAGAGGGGACUUCUUGCUCGAGAUAAACGGGCAGGACGUCUCCCAAGCGACCCACGAGUGCGUGGUGAACAUCAUCCUGCAGCAGGGCGACCUGAUCGCCAUGACAGUGCUCACGGUCGCCGGCACCGUGCCGGGGCUCGCGUUCUCCCAGGGUGGCUCUUCGUCCUCGGCGCCCUCGUCUGCGCCGGGCUCGGAGGCCGGCAGCGUGCCCGCGGCAAGCAGCAGCGUGACGCCCCCGAUGCUGCAGGCCAACGGCGCCGUGGCCGGCGCCUACCGGCAAUGCGCCACAUUACCGCGCAAGCUGUCGGCCAAGAAGGCCCCAGCCCCUCCCAAGAGGGACCCCAAGACGACACUCUCCGUGGGAAGGGCUAGGGCGAAGUCCAUGGUCGCAGGACUCACCGACAUCGAAGUCCUGGACCGGACGCUGAACGAGUACGACUCAGAGGGCCGCUCAACCAAGAGUAGUUCCAUCGAAAGCAUUCCGAAGCAGAACGGAACCACCUCUGCGCCCGCCGCCUCGAGCAACGCAAGCGCGUCCGCGACUGCGACGGCAGCAGCGACGGCGGGCCCCGAGGGAACCAAAACGGCCUCGAUCCGCAGCCGACCCGUCCGCAUGACGGCCGCCGAACUCGAAGAGUUUCUCACGCGCCAGAGCGCCGAGCGCAAGCCGCGCGUGUUCGGCAGCGUCGCGGCGAUGAAGCGGGCCGCCCGCGGAGCGGGGCCUACCAUCCUCAAGGACUUCAACAGCGAACCCGAACUGAACGCAGCCGAGACGGACCUGGCCCGGCGAAGGAGCCGGAGCCAGGAGAACCUGGCCAUCUACGGCGAGUCCUGGAAGAAGAUGGAGGAGAUAUGGAAGAAGCCAGCGACACGGAUCUACGCUGAGACGACGGCAACGGCCACUGCAAAGCAGCCGCUGCCAGCGCCACCCAGCGGCAACACCAGCGCUUCAACACCGCCUGCGGCGGUCUCGGCUCCGGUGUCGGCGGAACAAGCUAGUCAGAGCUCGCGGAAACCACCGCCGAGCCACCCACCUCCGCCACCGCCAGUGGGCCAGAUGCUGAAGGUCGACGUGUCGAACGCGAUGGGCGAUUACGCCAACGUGGACGGUAUUCCAGACUCAAAGGUCAUGUCUAGCUUCAGGCCGGGAGACAGUGCCAAGCUGUAUGCGUCUCCCGAGUCCCUGACUCACGUAGCCUACAAGACGAGCGCCGAGGCCCGCGGUGCGGGGCGUCCCGGAAGAACCCCUGCUCCGCCCGGCUCUGGAACGCGGUCGCAGUCGCUACCGCCCCGGAUUCAGAACAGGGAACCGUCGGAGACUCGCGAAAAUGUGGUCUACUCAACGUUCAGGGUGGUACAGCCCACACCGGAGACGGGGACUGCGCGGGCUGCGGCCAAGGGCAAGAAGGUCAGAGGCCCCGCGUCCGUUCAAGAGGAGCCGCCACCGCCUCCUGAGAAGCCACCGUACAUUCCCGAGCCCGACUACGACAGCACGGAUGAAGAAGACGAGCAGGUUUCCAGGAAGCUGAAGUCGGGAGACAUGGGUACAUUCAAGGCAUCGUCCGGUGGCUCGAGACGGGACGAGGCGCCACCACCACCCGAGAGGGCUCCUACGACAACUACUACCAUGGUGACUGCAGUGCGCCACGAUUCAGAUCCGAAAGUGAUCGCUACCAAGAGUCACACGCUCGAGCCUCGCUCAUCUAGGGCUCAGGAAACCAUCGUUCACAUCAAGAGGGACCCACUCGAGUCCGAAAAGCUGGUACUCGAGGUUUCCGCCGGUUCCGUGCGCGACAACAUCAGCGCGUUCGAGAAACGGAGCGCCGGCAGUAGCACAGCCCCAAGGCCCACGAAGCACGCUGGGUCCAGGGACCACCAUCACCACCUUCACGAUGAGCCGGAGAACAGUUCCAGCGGCGUGUCGUCGGAUGUCGAGGUGGAGAGACAGGAGCUCAGGUCUUACGAUCAGGCGGCCCUGUCCAAGCGACUCAGCGCCUACUACCUCCAGCGACGGCAGUCCGCCGAGAACCUGGUUCCCGUGACGACGACCGCCGCAACCGCUGCGCCUGUGGUUUCGAACCUCGACUCGCACCUGAACCAGAGGAACAUGCUUGGGCGGCAUCAACAGAUGGUACCACCGGUCUCUUCAUCAGCAGCGUCCAUGGCGGCUACAGCGUCUUCCAUCGUGGCCAGCAACCAGGCCAUGCGGAGACCGCAGGCCGCCGACAACAAAGCCGUCUUGGGUGGCAUCCCCAAGAAGACGCUCAAGAUCCGGCUGGACCAGAAGGUUCACGCGACGAGGAGGACUGAAGGAGCGCCGCGCGCGACUGAUGCAGCCGCAGACGGCUCGAGCCUCAAACGCAGCAUAGACGAGAGCCUGGACUUUAUCAGGCUGCAAAUCGAUUCGCUGGGUCUCUCAUCCGUCAAUGAGGCGGACAUGCUCACCGAACUGGUCCCGCCGCCACCCGAGUUCUCGCAUGGAGUACGGCCUCAACAGGCUGAGCCCAUCGCGCCACCGCCGCCCGAGUUUUCCGACGAGUACCACCGCCGCUUCGAUCACCACCACCAGCCGGUGCCUCCGCACCACCACCAGCCGCAGCAGCUACCGCAGCACCAGCCGCAGUCGCAGCAGCUGGCUCGCCACCAGGCCGCGCUUUACCACCAGCUGAACCAGCCGCAACAGCAGCAGCACCUGCCGGCAGCGUACUGCCGCUACAACGGCUCUCCGCAGCACCACCACUCGGCCACGCUGCGGCCCACCAGUUCAGCGCAUCAUCAGCCGCGGCCCACGGUGCACGAUGUCUACCGUCCCGGUUACGGGACCCUGGGCAGGCGAACGGAUCCUCAGGUACUCGUCGUCCCUAUCGAGCGGCAGGCGGGGGACUUGGCCCGUUUGAAGUCGGUCCAGCGGGAAUUCAGGCAGAAGCCGCUGGUCGAGUGGAGUGCCCGGGACGUGAGCGAUUGGCUGGAGUCCCUCUUCCUCCAGGAGUACAGGCCGCGAUUCGUCGAAGCCGGCAUCACCGGAGUGAAGCUGGCCAACAUGGACUCCAACGACUUCAUGGGACUGGGGGUGAAGCAGGUUGGCCACAGGGUCAACAUGGAGCGCUCACUGAGGCGCUACAUGAAGUAGGCAUUCCUUCGUACCUGCCGAACACACUUAGCUCGCCGGAAUGGCACGUAGAUAGCGUCAGGGUUGGAGCCGUUUGGUUUGUCAUUUGACAACGUGUUGGGUGUCAUGCGAAGUACACGGAUCAGAGAACAAGUGGGCAGAGUGAGCAUCGCAGAAAAUGGCUCGGGUUUCGAUAAUCAGCUUAUUUCCUAGCUCCACGGGAGUGUAUCUUCAAGAUAGUUAAAGUGAGCAAGGUCACACGAAUAUGCGCUCCUUAACUUUCUUUUUGUUGGAUAUGGUCUUCCCCGCACUCUCAAGAUCCUUUGUUUAAGACCAAGUGAUAGAAUUACAAGGACGUUUCGAGGUAGUGGUGUUGUAUCAACGCCGCUAUAUAUGGUAUCACUACAUUGGCAUCGAAUCCCUGUACUUCGCCAGCACUCUGUAAACGGACUUUAUUGCUUUUUUUUUUAGUCCCGCUGUUUGCUAACGUCGCCACGCAGGUAUGACUCUUAUUGUGUUAUAAACACUGGAAACUGCAGCGUACAAGCGGAGUGUGUUCCUGGCGUGGCCACUGUAACCGUUCAGCGGUGCUUAGACGUGCCGGUCUAGAAUUUGCUCUUUGAGGGCUUUUAAAAGCGAUCCCUGCCAAUGACGCGAGUCAAGCGAUUAAUUUAUUUCGCCCUGAAUGCUUGUACAGUUGCCUGCAAUACAAACCGGAACGGUUGGGGCACGGCACUCCGGGCUCCGCAGAGUGCUUUCCUUUGGUGCGUAUGUUGCAAGCACGCUGUCACUGUAAUUCGGUGAUGACUGAAGAAAAAGUUCAAUACCUGCCCUUGUUCCUAUUUAUAUUGCGGCCAACUGGAUGCGAGGUAGCAGCUCGUAUAUCUGGCACCUGUGCCGUAGUUUUGUAAAUAUGCUGUAGGCUUUAUCAUUACACCUGCUUCUGUCUGGCGUUGCUGAAUGACUUUUGUUUCGCUUACUUGUAAAUUGAGCUUCUCAGUGAUGUGCAAUCUGUUCCACGAUCUUAUCUUGGAGUAAUUUAUCUCUAAUAUAUUACCUUGAUUGUUCCUGUGUAACAGAGUGUGAUAUAGUGUCCAAGUUGUUGCCAUGUCGUACCCGUGUGGUGAUAGUUGAAACGAUGUCAAUAUAAUAAGCACAAUUGACCAGAUUUUCGUUUCGUUGCUGUACCGUAGUGAACCCGAAAUGCCAAAAAUGUGCAUACUUUUUCGCAGUUUCUCUCCUCGAUUUUGCUUUGUGUUAACCCAAACUUGCUGGGCGGCAUGUAGAGAUGUCUUCGGUUGUGUUAUCCAUGCGUGGAUUGAUUCCUGCUUAAGUUUGUUCUCAUUGCUUUGAACGUGCAAUUUAUUUCUGUUUGAGUGACUGGUCAGAAUAGCCGAGCGUUUCCUCUUGAUAAUAGUUCCCGAAAACUGUACAAGUUUACAGGCUGACCUGUCCAUAGUUCUUUCCGCCGAAAACACAACUUUUCUAUAUCAUUUUAAUCGGAUAAGAGUCUAUAAUACUGCCUGAAUGUGACAAGCCAUUUGAGGCUUCGCAUGAUGACCCUCCACAUUACAGUAACUCGCUGACUUUUUCAACACCGAGAAAGGUCUCCCCGCUCUGUGCUACCUCCGAAGGUAUACUUUACGUGUGAAAUAAUAAGGGCUUAGAAUUUAAGUGAAUAUUUGAUGAAGCAGUUCUUUGUCGGCGUACUACUGAUGUGCACUGUUGUACGCCAAAUUACAGGAUCAAUCGAAAUUGCGUUGAGGAAGCCCCAUUGGCAUCAGCCGUGGCAGGCGUGAAAGGGUUCUACGACGUUUGGCAUUCGGCGGAAAGACUGAGCGCGAUAUACCUAAAUCUAUCGUCGAAACUGUAAAUAAAAAAAAAAUAAUUGCGUCUUGGAAUUGUGGUUAACAAAUGUUCCUGCAGCAUUUGUUUCACGAACAUUCAGAACUGCAUGAUCUUGUAACUCAAGGAUUCAAACAGGAAUUUAUUCAGUCGUAACUUUUUCCAAUGCAAAUUGACUAGUCGUUUAGCACUGACAACCAUUUAACAAUCCUGAAGUCUUCGAAGCUUCCAUAAGCUUGUAUCUCGCACAUCGACUUUGUAACCUCAUCGGAGUUUUCAUCGGAUGUGUGCGAUCAUUCUUAUAAGUAAUGCUGAAUAGGUUACAGAAACCAAUGAACAAGCAUAACCAGCCUUUCUUCCCCCCCCUCCCCCCACUUCUCCCCCCCCCUUCUUCUUGACAAAACACAGACUUACCAUUCACAGCCUACCUCGCACCCGUAUGCCCUUGCUUUCGUAUACUGUUGGAAACAGAAUGCCUCAGACAGACAGGGGCGAUGCAUACUUUUGCAAGAACAUUCUUCGAGCACCAGUCCGCACACACAAACACACACAUACAGUUCGCGGGCAACGCUUGUCAAUUCCAGGCGAGCGUGCCGGCAUACAAUGCUCAAUUCGCCAAAGACGCGAGGCCAGAUUCUGGCGAAAACUUGCGACGAAUAAGGUCACGUUGUGCGGUUCGCAGAAGGACUCUCGAAGGAAGGUCAAAGAGCACGUCUGUGAAAGCAGACGGUCUGGCUCGUUGAGCUGCAAGAAACGCAGGCGAUGUGGCGCUGGAAGCUGCUGAAGACAAAGAUGAACGCGACAGCAGAUAAUGUGGAAGUGGAUAGGAGGGUGAAAGACGAAGUGAGAGUAAAGGCAAAGACGAGAACGCGAGACGUAGUGAGACUAGAUAGCAAGCCGUGUUCUGAGCCACAGCCAAGUGUUCACCUCGGCGUUGCAAGCAUGUGCGGGGAAACUUCUGCGCCCACAGAAAUGUAUUGGCAAGUACACUAGUCGACUUGUAGCUGCAAUUGCUGUCUCUUUUCUUCACGUUUCUUUUGUACUUUUCUUAUUGAAUUGCAUAAAUUGGAUUCAUUACGGUCGGACUGUUGGAUGAGAGUGACUCGCGUGGAGUUCGUACCCAAAGCCUGUGAACCUGUAUCGAAUGAAUCGUACAAACGUGCAUUUGCACUAUCUUCAAAACACAGUAUAAGAAACAAAGCAUCGACCAAUUCAUUUCUUUCAAAUAAUGGUCGUCCAACUUCUAGCAUCUCAUUUAGACUCUGUGUUCUGCGUUGAAUCAGACUAUUCUAUCAAGGAACAGCGUACAUCUUCAAAAUGCGUGUCCUGUACGCGGCAAACCGAAACAAGAGUCGCAAGCAGUACCUUUGCGGUUCCACGUUUCGGCAUCGUGCUCAAAGUCGACUAGUGGUAUGAGCCCGCAGUUUACAGAACGAACGCAUAAGUUUUUGUCGAAUCGAAAGCCCGUCGUCUCUGGCUCACAUUUGCAAAGUAGGGGAGUGUAGUACGCGUCAUACAUCGCCAGGAACCGUUUUCUGAGUGCGUGGAUGAAAGGUUUUUUCGCUUUUUCGUGUCAUCUAUUACCCGGACACAGAUGAGUGCGUGAUAAAGCUUUCUUUACCGAGACCAUACUGUUUUCGCACGAGUGAAUGCUGGUGCCGGAUGACUAUUUUCGCCGCGUUACAAGCGAUUAACGUAUUAUUUAUUCUGCUCCGAAUUAGUGAACCAGACGUUUCUGCAUUCAUAGAAAGCCUCCGUUCUAUAGCCCCUUCUUUUUGACAGCAAUGGGGAGGUAGGGGACGCACACUUUGCGCGGCUUUUGAUGUCGAUUUGCCUUUUACGCGUAGCUCGAAUUAUGCGCUGAUGUUGCAUUAUCUAUAGCAAAACGUUGCAGAGUACUGGGCGGUAUUCUUUUGCGAAUGAUAAAUUUUCGAGUUGUUUCGCGAUAUAGGCAAGCCACGCUUAUUCGACUUCAUUUAUUGGCUCGCCGCCUUCAUCUCUGCAAUAAUGGAACAUUUAGUAAAACAUGACUUUCCAUUCAGGACUUACGUCACUUGUUUGGCUGAACGGCUUGUUAAGGCUUUUGUGAAGAUUUAUUGGUCAUACAGGACGUUCUAUUCAACCACAAAUUAGAACGUGUUGGUAGUUAGAUGGCAGUGCGAUGUCCUCGUUUUGAGCAAUCUACAUUGCGAGAACAUGCAACAUUUAUUAAAGCAGGAAGCUAGGAUAGUCGAUUUGAGUAAUUUGACACAUUGGCCACAUUAGAAGGUGCAAAGGCCACACGAAGGCCGGAUGUCUGUCCGCUGUUUAGUUAGUCUAUGUCAAAUUAUACAUACCCUUUGCUAUCGUUUAGCAAGCAACUCUCAAAGGCAGAGAUGAGUUCUAGGGUUGUUUAAAUGCGGCACUCCCGAGAAUCUAAUUUGCUUAUAGUCGACUUAUAUUCCAAAAGAUUGUCAUAUUUUCGUGUAUUCAGAGUUAGUCGCGCUUUACGUGGCCGAGGGUGUGCGCAGUAGUUUUCCUUGGGUUGAAAACAUGGGACUGUCGCUUUAUUUUUCCUUUCUUCUUUUGUAGGCAUAUUUGUGCAAGAAUACAUUUGAAUAAUGCAAAACGGAAUAGUCAGGUACACGCUGCUUUAGUUCCUUAGUUGUAAGUACGUUGUUUUGAACGUCUCGGGCUGCAACACACUUGGAAGGUCGGUCGCGAAGCAAGGGUACAUCGAAGCAAGGUUCAUGUCCUUCUCUUGAACACAUGUCACGCUGGUACUGACUUGUGUACGAGGUAUAGUGGCGAUCACGCAGCCGCAUGUUUCAUGUCUCAAAGUGUGUGAUAGUUCGAAGUAGUCUUUCCCCGAGUGCUUCAAUAUUCUUUUGAGAAGUUUAAUGUCACCUCAUGUAUAGGAAUGUCAUGUCAAGAGUUGAUUUGCUUGAUGUGUCAUGUCGUUUGUAAUUCAACUUUACGUUAUGUUUAUGUAGGACAGCUACAAUAUGCUUUCUUCUAUCUCCGCUUUAAUAAACAGAAUUUCCUAAAUUCUUCAGGCACGUAAAUUAUUCUGCGUUAGAGAAUAAUUGAGCCGCCAUAUGCUUGUUGUAAUGGGAAAGCGUGUAAGACAACGCAGAUCCAAAUAUUGUCUUUGCAUGUACAUACAAACGCUGAGUAUUUGACGAGUGUUGGCCAUGUAUCUAAGUCUCGCGCAUUCAUUUGCGGUGGCAUUGUAUAUAUAUAUAUCUUAUUCAGUGCGUGAAUGUGUAUAUGUAAUAUGUACGCACAUAUUACAACAUAAAGUCGAUUUAAAAUAUUA
Molecule: messenger RNA, 10689 nt
Organism: Rhipicephalus sanguineus (brown dog tick)
Lineage: Eukaryota; Metazoa; Arthropoda; Arachnida; Ixodida; Ixodidae
Gene: Prosap
Product: SH3 and multiple ankyrin repeat domains protein 3
Exons: 14
Coding region: 573-5567 (1664 amino acids)
Cellular component (GO): dendritic spine; postsynaptic membrane; postsynaptic density
Molecular function (GO): ionotropic glutamate receptor binding; synaptic receptor adaptor activity
Source: RefSeq, a predicted model, not a curated record